Salvia hispanica is the source of this 1747-nucleotide messenger RNA. Its product is annotated as phosphatidate cytidylyltransferase 1-like. The record is from RefSeq and is a predicted model, not a curated record. Gene Ontology annotation, cellular component: endoplasmic reticulum membrane. Gene Ontology annotation, molecular function: phosphatidate cytidylyltransferase activity. Lineage: Eukaryota; Viridiplantae; Streptophyta; Magnoliopsida; Lamiales; Lamiaceae.
AUCCUCACGCACUUACUUCCCCCACUCUGUUGGACUUCUCCUUUUCCCUCUAGAGAGAGAGAGAGAGAGAGAGAGAGAGAGAGGCGAAGGUCAGAUCUCCCUUGCUAUUGAAUCUCCUUGUUUCUGCUCAGUUAACGAGACGCCUUGUAAUUGCUCAGCUACUUGGAGAUUCAAGUGGGAGUUAACAUUCCGAAUUCCCAAUGCUAGCUCUCAGUUCUUAAGACUUGUGAUUCUAAACGGAAUAUAUUUGUAGUGGCUAUACAUAGAAACAAUGGACAGGGAUAAUGGUUCUGGUGGCCCAUCAACACCUAGUGGACCUACUGCAAGGUUACGUCGGCGGAAAGGCUCAACUGAGGUCGCUCCAGAAGUUGAAACAAACGGCGAUCGUUUACUUUUAAAUGACCGUAACAAGUAUAAGUCAAUGUUAAUCCGGACAUAUUCAACUGUCUGGAUGAUUGGAGGAUUUGUCUCGAUAAUAUACUUGGGUCACCUUUAUAUAUGGGGUAUGGUAGUGGUUAUUCAAAUAUUUAUGGCUAAGGAGCUGUUCAAUUUGCUUAGGAAGGCACAUGAAGACCGGCAACUCCCUGGUUUUAGGCUCUUAAAUUGGCACUUCUUCUUCACAGUCAUGCUUUUCGUAUACGGUCGUAUUCUCAGUCAAAGACUUGUCAAUACUGUGACUAUGGACAAAUUCUUGUAUAAGCUGGUGGGCAGACUUAUAAAAUAUCAUAUGGUGACCUGUUAUUUCUUGUAUAUCGCAGGUUUUAUGUGGUUUAUCCUUACAUUGAAAAAGAAGAUGUACAAGUAUCAAUUUAGCCAAUAUGCUUGGACACACAUGAUUUUGAUUGUGGUGUUUACACAAUCAGCAUUUACAGUGGCUAAUAUUUUUGAAGGAAUAUUCUGGUUCCUUCUUCCAGCAUCACUUAUUGUCAUCAAUGACAUUGCUGCUUAUAUUUUUGGAUUCUUCUUCGGGAGAACUCCUUUGAUCAAGCUCUCACCAAAGAAAACAUGGGAAGGCUUUAUUGGAGCGUCUUUUGCUACUAUGAUCUCUGCCUUUGUGCUGGCAAAUGUAAUGGGUCGCUUUCAGUGGUUAACAUGCCCAAGAAAGGAUUUGUCGACUGGUUGGCUAGAAUGUGAUCCUGGUUCAUUGUUUAAGCCUGAAUAUUAUACUGUGCCACAGUGGUUUCCUGAAUGGUUUCCAUGGAGAGAGAUUUCUAUUUUACCUGUGCAGUGGCAUGCAUUAUGUCUUGGUCUUUUUGCAUCAAUUAUAGCACCUUUUGGAGGCUUUUUCGCCAGUGGCUUUAAACGGGCUUUCAAGAUCAAGGAUUUUGGAGAUAGCAUUCCUGGACAUGGUGGUAUCACAGACAGAAUGGAUUGCCAGAUGGUGAUGGCCGUCUUUGCAUACAUAUACCACCAAUCGUUCAUCGUACCACAAAGCCUGUCAAUCGAGAUGAUCAUGGACCAGAUUCUAAUGAACCUGACGUUUGAGGAGCAGAGAGCUCUGUACACGAAACUCGGGCAGAUAAUUAUGGAGAAGCAGUUCGGAGAAUCCUAAAUCUCCAAGCCGUUGCUUUCGGUAGCCAUGUGUUUUUAGUUCUAGUUUUGAUUCUUCUUUUUGUGAAACUCAGUUGCCAUGUACAUGUCUUGUUUUUUUAUUCAUUUCUAUAUAUACUUUGUGAUAAUGUUGAAUUUAGGUGCUGGUAUUGUAUAGCACUUUGAUAGUUGAUUGAUUAGUUACGAUGCCUUCUAA